This is a messenger RNA of Closterium sp. Naga37s-1, 1362 nucleotides long. Lineage: Eukaryota; Viridiplantae; Streptophyta; Zygnematophyceae; Desmidiales; Closteriaceae. The record is from the annotation of a GenBank genome assembly.
AUGUGCUGUUGCUCACAUCUCACGACGCCGUCUCAAUCUCCUGCCGCUCGCGCCAUCAUGGCUCCCGCCACCGCCAUUGCUCCCGCGCCCGCCUUCCGCCCUCCCGUCAACGCUCCCCUUCCCGCGCGAUUCCGAGCGUUUCCCCCGCUCGCCGCCAUUCCCCCGCUCGCCGCCAUUCCCGCAGUGAGCCCCGCUGGAGUCCAGCGCUGCAUUGCCGCCGCAAAGAGCGCUUUCGCAACGAGAGGCGACGUCGCGUUGCGAAUGGAAGUGCGACGAGGAGGCGCUCCGUCCUCGUCGCCGUCGUUGUCGUCAGCGAGCAGCGCGCGUCGUAUCCCGCGGGAAAUUGCGGCUCGCGCUGCGCAGCACUCCGUCGUCGCGGCGGCGGGGGAUGCGGCGAGCCUGCCCGAGGCGCUGCUGUUCGACUGCGACGGCGUGUUGGUUGACACGGAGAGGGACGGCCACCGCGUGUCGUUCAACCAGGCAUUCGAGGAGGUGAGGUGGCACAGGGAAGGGGAAGGGGAGGGCGGAGGGUAUGCGUGCUGUGAGGCUGUCGGUCGGGUGCUGGUGCACACGGAGAGGGACGGCCACCGCGUCUCCUUCAAUCAGGCGUUCGAGGAGAAAGGGCUGGGGGUCACGUGGGAUGUGCCGCUGUAUGGCGAGCUGCUCAAGAUUGGAGGCGGCAAGGAGCGCAUGACCCACUACUUCAAUCAAGUGGGCUGGCCGCAAGCGGCCCCCACGGACCCCUCAGAGCGAGCGGCCUUUGUGGCGGGGCUGCACAAGAGCAAGACAGCACUCUUCAUGCAGCUCGUGGAGACGGGUGCCCUGCCGCUGCGACCAGGUGUCGCACGGCUCAUUGACGAGGCGCUAGCAGCGGGUGUCCGGGUGGCGGUGUGCAGCACGUCGAAUGAGAAGGCGGUGGGGGCGAUUGUGAGAGUCAUGCUGGGCGAGGAGAGGGCGCAGCACAUGCGGAUAUUUGCCGGGGAUGUGGUUCCCAAGAAGAAGCCCGACCCGGCCAUCUACAACCUCGCCGCCACCACUCUCAACCUCAACCCUGCACGCUGUGUGGUGAUAGAGGACAGUCACAUCGGCCUGACGGCGGCCAAGGCGGCCGGCAUGACCUACUUAUCCCGUCUGCUACAUUAUCGCCUCGUCUACCCACCCCUGCUCUGCUUCGCUGCUCAUUACAAGGGUUCUGCCAUCUUGUUUCCCCGUGACAUUUCCUCACCCCGUUUCCCCACCUGCUUCCCACCCACCAGCUACACGGCAGACGAGGACUUCUCAGCAGCCGAUGCCGUGUUUGAUGCCAUUGGUGACACUCCUGCUGAUGGCUUUGACCUUCCGUUCCUCGCCUCUCUGCUGUGA